This is a messenger RNA of Bombina bombina (fire-bellied toad), 586 nucleotides long. Its product is annotated as PITH domain-containing protein 1-like. Gene Ontology annotation, cellular component: nucleus. The coding region runs from base 53 to 586 and encodes 177 amino acids. The record is from RefSeq and is a predicted model, not a curated record. NCBI's taxonomy places the organism in Eukaryota, Metazoa, Chordata, Amphibia, Anura, Bombinatoridae. The transcript is spliced from 5 exons.
UAUUAAUGAGAGUAGCAAUAUGGCGGAAUUGUUUUAGCUAAGUACAGUUGACAUGUCUCAUGGACACAGUCAUGGUGGCGGCUGUUCUUGUGGAGCGGAGCACACAGAAUCUCCAGAGCGGGGAAUUGAAUAUGGUUUAUACCAGAAGAUCGACAUGGAUAAGCUGCAGUGUUUAAAUGAAAACCAAGAAGGCAGUGGAAGAACGGUGUUCCGAGCAUGGGAAGAGAGAUGUGACAGAAGCCUGUUUGUAGAAAGCGACGCUGAUGAGGAAUUGCUGUUUAACAUCACUUUCACUGGAAAUGUGAAGUUGAAAGGGAUCAUCUUGAUUGGGGAUGACAGUGAUAUGCACCCUGCAGAAAUGAGACUGUUUAAGAACAUACCCCAGAUGAGUUUUGAUGAUACUGGUCGUGAAGCUGAUCAGGUCUUUAGUCUAAAUACUGACCUUACUGGAGAGCUGGAGUAUCCCACAAAGAUAGCUCGCUUUUCAAACGUGACACAUCUCUCAAUCCAUAUUUCCAAGAACUUUGGAGCAGAGAAAACAAAGAUUUAUUACAUUGGUUUAAAGGGUGAAUGGACAGAGGUAUGA